AUGCGGCUGCCCGUGCAGGCCUCCCCCGAGGGGCUGGACGCCGCCUUCGUCGGGGUGCCCUUGGACAUUGGGACCUCCAACCGGCCUGGGGCAAGAUUUGGACCCCGUCGGAUCCGCGAGGAAUCAGUGCUGCUUCGGACAGCCAACCCUAGCACUGGAGCCCUCCCCUUCCAGUCCCUCAUGGUUGCAGACCUGGGCGAUGUGAAUGUCAAUCUUUACAACCUUCAGGACAGCUGCCGCCUAAUUCGAGAGGCUUAUCAGAAAAUUCUAGUAGCCGGCUGUAUUCCUCUGACCUUGGGUGGCGAUCACACCAUCACAUAUCCUAUAUUGCAAGCAAUGGCAGAAAAGCACGGUCCCGUGGGGCUGGUGCAUGUGGACGCUCACAUGGACACAGCCGACAUGGCCCUGGGGGAGAAGCUCUAUCACGGGACGCCCUUCCGCCGUUGCGUGGACGAGGGACUCCUGGACUGUAAGCGUGUGGUGCAGAUUGGCAUCCGGGGCUCUUCCACAACCUUGGAUACCUACAGAUACAGCCGGAGUCAGGGCUUCCGGGUGGUGCUGGCUGAAGACUGCUGGCUGAAGUCACUGGUUCCUCUGAUGGGGGAAGUGAGACAGCAGAUGGGAGGCAAACCCAUUUACAUCAGCUUUGAUAUUGACGGCUUGGAUCCCGCCUAUGCCCCGGGGACAGGGACGCCUGAAAUUGCUGGUCUCACGCCUAGUCAGGCUCUGGAGAUCAUCCGGGGUUGUCAAGGCCUGAACGUGGUGGGUUGUGAUCUUGUGGAAGUUUCACCGCCAUAUGAUCCUUCUGGAAACACAGCCCUCCUAGCGGCUAACCUGCUGUUUGAGAUGCUGUGUGCUCUCCCCAAAGUGACAGUCGUCUGAACCUUGUACUUUUCCAGCUAAAACAACAAACUACAUGGAUGACAAAUUCUCCGGACGAAUUUAUGCACAAGCUGUCUGAGUACAAGAGUUUAUGCCAAUAAAACUUUCCAUCAGAAGUGUCA
Molecule: messenger RNA, 1004 nt
Organism: Vicugna pacos (alpaca)
Lineage: Eukaryota; Metazoa; Chordata; Mammalia; Artiodactyla; Camelidae
Gene: AGMAT
Product: agmatinase (putative)
Molecular function (GO): agmatinase activity; metal ion binding
Source: RefSeq, a predicted model, not a curated record